Messenger RNA from Carassius auratus (goldfish), 2204 nucleotides. Its product is annotated as homeobox protein cut-like 2. Gene Ontology annotation, molecular function: DNA-binding transcription factor activity, RNA polymerase II-specific; RNA polymerase II transcription regulatory region sequence-specific DNA binding. Lineage: Eukaryota; Metazoa; Chordata; Actinopteri; Cypriniformes; Cyprinidae. Gene Ontology annotation, cellular component: nucleus. The coding region runs from base 113 to 1636 and encodes 507 amino acids. The record is from RefSeq and is a predicted model, not a curated record. Gene Ontology annotation, biological process: regulation of transcription by RNA polymerase II. The transcript has 12 exons.
GAAUGCGGCUGUGUUGUCCCUCCUCUCUUCUCUUCUCCUCGUCUCUGGUCUGAUGUUAGUUUGCUGAAGCUCAGCGCUGCGUGGAAAUACAUUAAGAUCAAGAGCACAACUGAUGGAUCUGUGUGUGUUUCCUGCAGCAUCACCACCCUCUGCUGAUGUGGAAACGAUGGUUGUGAUGACACAUCGUGACGUUCAGCGUCUGAAACAGGAAGUGCGACGACUUCAGAGUCUGCUGCAGGAAGUCCAGAAGCGAGCAGCCAAUCACGUCGCUCUGCUGCAACAGCAACUGGCCAAUAAAGCACAGCAUAUAGAGAGACUCCAGACAAAGCUACAAUCCCAGCAGGACUAUGACAAGAUCAAAGCUGAGCUCAGGACUCUUCGAGCACAGAUGCAAACUACUGAUGUCGUGUCGGUGUCUCUCAGGAGCGUUUCUGCUGAUAACGAUCUUGUGAUCCAGACGGAAACAACAAAGUUUCAUCACUCCAUUGGGAAAGAAGAAGCACUGAAUGAGUCGUCCUCUUCUUCAUCACCCUCAUCUCCAAGCCUCCAGAGCUUCGUUAAAGAAGAGACAGACCCCUGUGGAGAUGUGGAGUCUGAGGAUGGAGAUGAGCUUGACACGGCUGGAUUAGCUCAGCAGGUCAGAGAGGCUCUUCAGCGGCUGAACAUCGGUCAGCGGGUGUUCGGUCACUAUGUGCUCGGUCUCUCUCAGGGAACCGUCAGUGAUAUACUGGCCCGACCCAAACCCUGGAGCAAACUGACCAACAGAGGAAGAGAACCCUUCCUGAGAAUGAAGCACUUCCUGUCAGACCAGCACAGCAUCCGGACACUCAGCCACAUCCAGGAGAGACUGAGAGGCGUCUUCGUCCCGUGGGUUGGUGCUGCAGACGUGAGCUCAGACGACGUGAUCAGGAACAUUCUGGAUCAGAGUCGUCGAGAGAUGCUGGAUGAUGAUGAUGAUGAUGAUGAUGAUGAUGAAGGCAGCAGAUCUCAGGCAUCAGACGACGUGAUCAGGAACAUCCUGCAGCAGGCCAAACACGAGAUGCAUACGACGAACGACUCGAGUGAAGCAGCGCUCCAGGAAGAAGAAGAAGAAGAAGAAGAAGAGGAUGAUGGGACACUGGAGCCCAGCGUUCAGUCCCCGGCUGAUUUUGUCCAAAGCAUCAUCCAGAAGGUCAAAUGUGAACUGGAUGAAGAUACUGACCCCUCCGUUUCUCCGUCCUCCGUGAGCCGCUCGUCCCAGACACUUCCUGUGGAUCCGGAUCAGAGAACUCAGGUCUUUAACGGGUCAAAGGUGAAGACGGAGCCGCGUCAGAGACCUCGCUCCUGUCCCAUCAGCAGCAGCUGUGAGCUUCAGUCUCUGGAUCUGGACACCUUCAGCAUCACGCAGAGGGUCAAAGAAGCUCUCACAGUCAACAACAUCGGUCAGCGCGUGUUCGGCGAAGAGGUUUUGGGUCUAACACAAAGCUCUGUGUCUGAACUGCUGUCGCACCCCAAACCCUGGACUAAACUCAGUCUGAAGGGGAAGGAGAACUUCAUUCGGAUGCAUCUGUGGCUCCAAGACCCUCAAAACAUCCAGAAGCUCAACGCUAUGAAGAAGAUGGACCAGAGAGGUCAAUCUCGUCUCAAAGUGCUCUGAUGGGAUCAGACUGUGAGUCACACAGGACGUUAGACGCCAGAGGACGCUGGGUUUGUGAUCAUUGGGGACGGUGUGAGGUGGUGAAGAGGCCGCGUGUCAUCUUUAGCGCUCAGGAGAGAGAAGCACUGAUAGCGGUGUAUCAGACAGAGCCGUAUCCGUCUCCACACACCAUCGAGAGACUCGCAGCACAGCUAGGCCUCCACUCCAGCACCGUCAGCAACUGGUUCUACAACUACAGGUCCAGAAGCAGACGAGAUGGCGUUUCAGAACCGGUACAAACCAGAACAUUUCAGAAUCCGGUCGGUUCUGGUCCGGUUUCAGCCAGUUCAGUCCGAAUCAAACCGGAGCCCAGUGACGGACAGAUGGAGGAGGACACAGAUCACGUCUUCACCAGUGUGAAGAGAGAGAAAGAGCUGUGAGAUCAACACAGACAGAUCUCAGGAACUCUAAAUCUGAACACUACACCCUUUCAGUCUGUCUUUUUUUUUUUUUUUUUUUUAAGCAUGAUUCAUUUACGAUUCAGUGAAAAAGUAAACACUGUUUGGCCAGAUUUUUAUUUUUUAUUUUU